Molecule: messenger RNA, 1899 nt
Organism: Vanrija pseudolonga
Lineage: Eukaryota; Fungi; Basidiomycota; Tremellomycetes; Trichosporonales; Trichosporonaceae
Gene: FRE3
Product: Ferric reductase transmembrane component 3
Exons: 1
Coding region: 1-1899 (632 amino acids)
Biological process (GO): iron ion transport; intracellular iron ion homeostasis; copper ion import
Cellular component (GO): plasma membrane
Molecular function (GO): ferric-chelate reductase activity
Source: RefSeq, a predicted model, not a curated record
AUGUCCAGCUCUGGCGCACCCGUGUCUGCCGCCGCAUCGAGCGCCGUGUCCAAGGUCGCCUCGGCGACGGCCUCGGCCUCCAAGGCCGCCGUCAAGAUCGACAAGGUCAAGCGCCUCGCCCACCGCACCACGGGCAUGACGUACCAGUGGUACAUUAUCACCGGGUGUGUGUUUGGCCUGGGCGUGUGGUACGCUGCCAGCCUGGUGCGCAGCUCGUACCUCCGCCGCAAGGGUGCCGCUGCUCGUGCAGCUGGAACCAGCAAGGAGUCGGCCGCUGCUGCCUCUGGCGGCGCCUCGGCAUCCAACGUCCCCCGUGCUCUCGGUGCCUGGUUCGACAACUACCGCAACAUCGCCGUCCUGCCGCUCUUCAUCUACAAGCGCUCGACCCUCAACGAGUGGUUCUUCACCAUUGCCUACACGGCCAUCGUGAUCGCUCUCGGUCUCCGCGCUUCGGGCAACCAGGGCACCUGGGACAUUGCCAACCCCAUGGGCAUGGUGGCUUUCGCCCAGAUGCCCUUCAUCGUCGGCCUUGCGUCCAAGAACAACGUCCUCUCCGCCCUCACCGGCAUCUCGUACGAAAAGUUCAACUACCUCCACCGCGCGGCUGGCCGUGUCUGCGUCCUCACCACCGCUCUGCACACCUUUGCGUGGGUCAAGAAGGGCCUCGGCACGCACGGCCCCGGUAACGAGGUGUUCACCACCGGGGUCAUCGCCGCCGUCGGCUUGCUCAUGAUGUUCCUCACCAGCUUCCAGCCCAUCCGCCAGCUGCUGUACGAGUUCUUCCUUCUCUGCCACAUCGCCUUUGGCCUCAUGUUCAUCAUCGCGGCGUACUACCACUGGCCUCCUUUCUCGUACUGGGUCUGGCCUUGCUUCAUCAUCUGGGGCCUCGACCGUUUUGCCAGUCUCGCCCGGAUGGUCGUUAUCAACAAGGCGUGGCUGCUGCCUUUCGCUUCCCGCCGGGCCGAGCACUCGGCGUGCAAGGUCGAGCUUGUCGACCCCAACGUCGUCCGCAUCACUGUCAACCGGCCCAUUCUGCGCUGGAUCCCCGGUCAGCACGCGUACGUCACCAUGCCCCAGGUCGCCAGCCUCCGCUACGAGCAGCACCCGUUCACGCUGGCCACCAUUCCCGACGAGUCGGGAGACGCCGUGUUCAUUGUGCGCGCGCAGACGGGCUUCACUCGCCGCCUCGUCAAUUCGCUCACCGCCGACGUGACCACCGACCUCAACGCCUACAUCGAGGGCCCCUACGGCACCACGCACAGGAUGAACCACUUUGACUCGGUCCUCCUCGUUGCCGGCGGCACCGGCAUCACGUUUGCCCUGUCCCACCUCCUCGACAUUAUCAAGCAUGGACGCGAGGGCAAGUCGGCUGUCGGACAGGUGCACCUCGUCUGGAACGUGCGCCAGGGUGCCAACGUCGCCUGGAUCGCGCCAUACGUCAACGCCGCUCUCGAGAAGGGAUCGGGCAACACCCGUGUCGUGAUCAGCGUCUACAUUACCCGCUCGCAUGCUAGCGACGAGCCCAACGCCGACUCGGUCGACGAGGCCGACACCGAGCCCAACGGCGUCGAGACGCCCGCGACUGGCUCCGACUCGUCGUCGGCCUCGGUGGACGAGAAGGACAAGGACCACUCGCACAAGUACCUCGAGGCCUCGGGCCUUUCAGCGCCCGCGGCUGCUGUCACCCGCUUCUACCACGGCCGCAGCCAUGUCGAGCACAUUGUGCGCUCCGACCUCGCCGCCUCGACCGCCGACGCCGCCGGCCUCGGUAUCGCCGUCUGCGGCCCUACCUCAUUGCUGCUCGACUCGCGUCGUGCAGUGUUCAAGGUCAACUCGGCCAGCGCGGUGCUCCAGGGCCAGAAGCCGCUGUCGCUCCACUGCCAGACCUUUGGUUGGUAG